Exophiala aquamarina CBS 119918 is the source of this 1149-nucleotide messenger RNA. RefSeq lists its product as uncharacterized. Bases 1 to 1149 code for a protein of 382 amino acids. Gene Ontology annotation, cellular component: membrane-bounded organelle; cytoplasm. Gene Ontology annotation, biological process: N-acylphosphatidylethanolamine metabolic process; N-acylethanolamine metabolic process. The transcript has a single exon. Gene Ontology annotation, molecular function: N-acylphosphatidylethanolamine-specific phospholipase D activity; zinc ion binding. The record is from RefSeq and is a predicted model, not a curated record. NCBI's taxonomy places the organism in Eukaryota, Fungi, Ascomycota, Eurotiomycetes, Chaetothyriales, Herpotrichiellaceae.
AUGGUUACCAUCAAUUCUCUACCCUCACUGCUCCCUGGCGAAGCCAAAUCACAUCAUGUUGGGAAUCCACCCACUGGAUUUCAAAAUCCAUGGCCAUCAUUUCCCCAUCAAAGUCAAGGUUUGAUGAACGUAUUCAAGACCCGGUUCUCGAAAGAUAAGCCUCCGUUCAAGCCGGUCCCAGAUCGAUCGGAGCUUGUGCAGGUACAAAAGAUCGACUUCGCCUUUCCCGAUCCUGGGUUCAAGGUAACUUGGAUUGGUCAUGCCAGCUUCCUAUUACAAACUUCAACCCCGGCUGGUGCAUCCCGUGGGUUCAAUAUCCUAUGUGAUCCGCUGUUCUCUGAACGCACAUCCCCGGUCACCUUCUUGGGUCCCAAACGAUACAACCCUGCCCCAUGUACGAUACAUGAAUUACUGGACAAUGUCGAAAUCGAUCUCAUUCUGAUUUCCCACAAUCAUUAUGACCAUGCCGAUGCUGAAACCCUGAAGGCAAUCUGUGCCCAUCGGAAAUCCAAGGUUCACAUCCUGGUCGGGCUUCAUAGCUCUCGCUGGCUGGUUGGACAUGGCAUCUCUCGAUCCUGCAUUACCGAGGUGGACUGGUGGGAUCAGUUCGAAGUGCAGGUUGAGGACGUUGGUUCUGUGAAAAUCACAUGCACCCCGUCCCAGCACUUCUCGGGCAGAAGUCCUUUCGACCGUAACUACGACCUGUGGUGUUCGUUCGGCAUCGAAGAACUGCAAGGCGAUCAGAAGAAGUUAUUCUUCUCAGGCGACACCGCAUAUCGAGCGAUUGCGGAUCCUAAUCUCACUCAUGAAGAAGAAGAGUCACAUCCGGCCUGUCCUGCUUUCAAACAGAUUGGCGAUUUGCUUGGUCCAUUUGACCUCGCGCUGCUUCCGAUAGGGUUGUGUGAACCGAGGGUGUUCAUGUCUGCGGUCCAUGCUAACCCAUGGGAUUCCAUUCACAUACAUCGAGAUGUCAGGAGCAAGAAAUCUAUCGGUAUGCAUUAUGGUACUGUCCGUGGAGGCCUUUCACAGUACUAUGAGGACGUCAGAACACCGCCGAAAAAUUGGAAAGAGGCCGCGGAUACUGCAGGAUUGAAAUGGGGUGAAGAGAUCGGGCUGGUAAACAUCGGCGAGACUCUGGUGUUAGGUUGA